Molecule: messenger RNA, 1130 nt
Organism: Oreochromis aureus
Lineage: Eukaryota; Metazoa; Chordata; Actinopteri; Cichliformes; Cichlidae
Gene: tnnt1
Product: troponin T type 1 (skeletal, slow)
Exons: 15
Coding region: 103-933 (276 amino acids)
Biological process (GO): slow-twitch skeletal muscle fiber contraction; sarcomere organization; regulation of muscle contraction
Cellular component (GO): troponin complex
Molecular function (GO): troponin T binding; tropomyosin binding
Source: RefSeq, a predicted model, not a curated record
CUCUCUAUAAAACUGCCCUUGUCUCUGUACAAAAGCCAUUCUGUCCGUCCCUGUCCCUCUGUUUGCCUUUGUCGUCUGCUGAUACCCCAUCAUCACACAGGCAUGUCAGACGCAGAAGAAGAAUACGAGGAGCAGACAGUGGAGGUUGAGGAGGAGCAGGAGGCUGAGCCUGAGCAGCAGGAGGAGGAGGAGCAGGCGGAGGAAGAUGGAGGAGAGCAACAAGAAUAUCAAGAUCAAGAUGCCCAGGAGGAAGAAGAAGAGCGCCCCAAGCCCAAACCCAUGGUGCCCCAACUUGCUCCCCCAAAGAUUCCUGAAGGAGAGAGGGUGGAUUUUGAUGACAUCCACAGAAAACGUAUGGAGAAAGACUUACUGGAGCUACACACUCUGAUCGAUGUACACUUUGAGCAGAGGAAGAAGGACGAGGAAGAACUCAUUGCUCUUAAGGAACGAAUUGAGCGUCGUCGUGCAGAGAGAGCUGAGAUCCAGAGGGUUAGAGCAGAAAAGGAGAAGGACAGACAGAACAGAAUUGCGGAAGAGCGUCACAGAAAAGAAGAAGAGGAGGCCAAGAAAAAAGCUGAUGAUGAUGCAAAAAAGAAGAAAGUGCUGUCUGGAAUGGGGGCGAACUUUGGAGGCUUCCUGGCCAAGGCAGAGUCGAGGAAAGGGAAGCGCCUGACAGGCAGAGAGAUCAAGAAGAGAACUCUGACUGAUAGACGGCAGCCACUAGCCAUCGACAGUCUGAGAGAGGACGGGCUAAAGCAACGAGCCCAAGAAAUGUGGAACUGGAUCUACCAGCUGGAAUCUGAGAAGUUUGAUUUCAUGGAGUGCAUGAAACACCAGAAAUAUGAGAUCAUUGUGCUACUGAACAGAAUCCAACAUGCCCAAAAAUUCAAAAAAGGUCACGGCAAAGGAAAGGUUGGCGGUCGCUGGAAGUAAAUCUGGGAAAUACCAAAAAGGAAAACCACAGGACAGAUGGCAAGGGAGAAAAAAAUGAAGUCACUGUGGGAAAUAAACAUUUCUUCUCCAUGCUUCUCUAGUAUCAGAGCCUUUCUGCUUUCAUUUUAAGAAUGUGGUAGAUAUUAUAUCUCACUGCAAAUUGACAAUAAAAUAUAUGCACUGUGUUUUGAGUAGCA